AUGGUAUUUUAUCAGAAGAACUGGGAAGAUACCAUUGCCAGACGGAAGUCUCAGAUGGAAGAGGUGCAGGAUGAGCUCAUCCACAGGCUGACCAUUGGGCGCAGCGCUGCACAGAAGAAGUUCCAGGUGCCACGGCAGAACGUGCCAGUCAUUAACAUCACAUAUGAUUCCACACCAGAGGAAGUGAAGACAUGGCUGCAGUCGAAGGGGUUCAACCCUGUGACGGUCAAUAGUCUUGGAGUGUUAAAUGGUGCACAGCUUUUCUCUCUCAACAAAGAUGAACUGAGGACGGUGUGCCCAGAAGGGGCCAGAGUGUUCAGCCAGAUCACCGUGCAGAAGGCUGCCCUGGAGGUAGGACUCAGCACCCGCGGUGGGGGCUCCCACAUAGCCGAGAGCAGGGACUGCAGAGUAAAAACUCUGCAAACAGUUGUUUUGUCUGCUCUGGCCUAUGUCUUUUUCUUCCAGAGCUGA
Messenger RNA from Fukomys damarensis (Damara mole-rat), 471 nucleotides. Its product is annotated as epidermal growth factor receptor kinase substrate 8. The coding region runs from base 1 to 471 and encodes 156 amino acids. Gene Ontology annotation, molecular function: actin binding. Gene Ontology annotation, biological process: Rho protein signal transduction; regulation of Rho protein signal transduction; positive regulation of ruffle assembly. Gene Ontology annotation, cellular component: plasma membrane; ruffle membrane; vesicle. The record is from RefSeq and is a predicted model, not a curated record. The transcript is spliced from 3 exons. NCBI's taxonomy places the organism in Eukaryota, Metazoa, Chordata, Mammalia, Rodentia, Bathyergidae.